AUGGUGCAGCCACUCUGGGAGGCCGCCGGGCAGCUCCUCCAGAAGCUGGACGCAGUAGUCACCUGCGAUCCUGUGGCCCAGCGAGUCCACCUAGCGCUGCAGGAGCAGCUGUCCCGGCUGAGACAGCAGGACGCUGGUCUGAAGACCCACUUGGACCAGCUGGACCAGCAGAUUAGCGCGCUGCAGCUGGGAGUGUGCCGGUCGGCGGGCGAGGCCCCGGACAGCGACAGCAGGCCCAGCUCAGGAUUUUACGAGCUGAGUGACGCUGGCUCCUGCUCCCUGUCCACCUCGUGCGCCUCUGUCUGCAGUGACCACAUCUCCCCUUCCCUGGGCAGUUUGCUGCCUGUGGCCCAGCCCCCCAAGGCCAGGCCCAGCACGGGGGACUGGCGACCCCGGUCAGCUGAUGAGACCACUGUGCCAGCGUGGAGACCCCAGGCCAGUGAGGAGGGCAGCAGGCCCCUGGGCAGCAUAGUGGAUGCAGGCUGGACGCGGGGCACGUUCAGGCCCAGGCCGGUGUCUACAGGUGACCUGGACAGAGUCCUGCCAGCCGAUACAGAGCUCCAGCCCACCUCCUUCCUCAGCCAAGGAACAGACACCCUGUCCUAUGUGCUCGACCCCAAGUAUCAGCGUGACCUGGUGUCCAAGGGUGGCAGGGAGGUGUACCCGUACCCCAGUCCCCUGCACGCCGUGGCUUUGCAGAGCCCCCUGUUUGCUCUGACUAAGGAGGCACCACACAGUGAUGGCCCCUCGCCCCCCAGGAAACCCCUUCUGGGCCCCACAGGUCUCAGCAGGAUCCAUAUGGGAUCGGUCCUUGAGACUGGCCCCGCCAGAGCUUAUAUUGACAGGCUGCUGCAUCUGCGGAGCCAAGGGAUGCCCCCAAAAGGCAGUGUGGGUGAGCAGGGACCCCCAAGAUGUGAGGCACCCCCAUCCCCACCAAAGCAGGGUGUCCAGAGAAUGGACAGUGGUGGUCAACUUGAGAAGCUGGUUUGCACCCCAGAAAGAGAGGGCCUGGGAGGGACAGCUCAGAGGAGGGACACCAGGGGGGACAGCCCAGAGCAGCAGGGACCUGUGCCCCUCAUGGGCACCCAGCACCCCAGCAGCCUUCCAGGGAAGGGGCCUCAGCCCUCUCCCUGUUCCCAGGCCCAGUUGCCGACUUGUGACUGUGGGAGAGGCAAAGUUGUGUCGCCACUCAGGAGGACAGACAACGGGAGCCCCCCUCUGGCCUCAGGUCACUUUGUCCUCCUGCCCUUUGCUGCCAGGGAAGCUUCCCCAGUGAGGCUGAGAACAGGCCACCCCAAGACAAAGGCUAUGAGAACCAAGAGGAGGGCCAGCGACAAGGUGCUGAGGUUUGGGAAGCAGCCACUGCCACUGGCACCAGAGAGACAGAGGGGUGCCCGUAUAGCCCUCCAGCUGGCCCCUGAGUGGGUCCCUUCCCACAGGCCCCAGGUGGGAGGCGGGCUCAGGAGGAGGCCCACCCUGGCCGGGGUGGCUCCUGGGCGGUCCUGCUCUGAGUCCACCCUCUACCCCGUGCCCUUCUUCGUCCCCCUGGUGGUGGCCCGGCAGGACAGUUGCCAGGCAUCAGCACAAGCCCUGUUCCCCUUUGGACCAGCCGUCCUGAGCCCGGCAGCUGGGAAGCAGCAGCGCAGGUGGCAGUCCGCCGUGGAGAUCUCCGCCAGGGCCCGCCCGCCCGGCCGCCCUGAUCCCCCGGCCCGCAGCGCAGGUGGCCCGCAAGCCCCGAGCCAGCGGAUGCUGGUGCGCCAGGACGCCUGCACCGGGAGCGAGUCGGGGUGCUCGGAGCGCUCGGCCCUGGCUGAGAGCAGCGAGGACGAGGCCAGCGACCACACCGCCAACCGCUUCGGGGACCAGGAGUCCAGUGGCUCCAGCUCCGAGGGCGCCGUCCAGGGUGGCGGUGUGGGCCCCAGGGAGCUGGCCUGGCCCGGAGCAGUCCCCCGGCAGCCUAUGAGGGCCCCCGCUGGCCCGCGGCCACCCCUGCCCCCCGUGCCCAAACUGUGCCGCAUCAAGGCCUCCAAGGCACUAAAGAAGAAGAUCCGCAGGUUCCAGCCGGCAGCCCUGAAGGUCAUGACCAUGGUGUGAAC
Molecule: messenger RNA, 2096 nt
Organism: Galeopterus variegatus (Sunda flying lemur)
Lineage: Eukaryota; Metazoa; Chordata; Mammalia; Dermoptera; Cynocephalidae
Gene: DACT2
Product: dishevelled-binding antagonist of beta-catenin 2
Exons: 5
Coding region: 1-2094 (697 amino acids)
Biological process (GO): negative regulation of nodal signaling pathway
Cellular component (GO): cytoplasm
Source: RefSeq, a predicted model, not a curated record